This is a messenger RNA of Piliocolobus tephrosceles (Ugandan red Colobus), 2394 nucleotides long. It is a transcript of the gene BTF3L4, whose product is annotated as basic transcription factor 3 like 4. The coding region runs from base 7 to 753 and encodes 248 amino acids. NCBI's taxonomy places the organism in Eukaryota, Metazoa, Chordata, Mammalia, Primates, Cercopithecidae. The transcript is spliced from 6 exons. The record is from RefSeq and is a predicted model, not a curated record.
CCCAGGAUGCUGCGCGGCCACCUGCACCUGCCGCCACUAGCACUAGAGGGAUGCGCAAAGCAGGCGGGGCGUUGGAGUUCAGAUGUGCGCUCCCGGGAUAGGCUGCCCCGGAGAGGGAGAGGCGGGGUCGGAUGUGUCACGUGGACCUGCUCCCGCCGCCGCUGCCGCCGCUGCCGCCGCCGCCGUCGUCUUUCUCUGUCUCGGCUGAGGCAGCCAUCUUGCUCUUCCCGCGUGCUGGUGUUGGAGGACCCUCCCUGCUUCAGAUUUACCAACAGCAUGAAUCAAGAAAAGUUAGCCAAACUUCAGGCUCAGGUCCGGAUAGGGGGCAAGGGUACAGCUCGCAGAAAGAAGAAGGUGGUACACAGAACAGCUACAGCUGAUGACAAAAAGCUUCAGAGUUCUCUAAAAAAACUGGCUGUGAAUAAUAUAGCUGGUAUUGAAGAGGUGAACAUGAUUAAAGAUGAUGGGACAGUUAUUCAUUUCAACAAUCCCAAAGUCCAAGCUUCCCUUUCUGCUAACACCUUUGCAAUUACUGGUCAUGCAGAAGCCAAACCAAUCACAGAAAUGCUUCCUGGAAUAUUAAGUCAGCUUGGUGCUGACAGUUUAACAAGCCUUAGGAAGUUAGCUGAACAGUUCCCACGGCAAGUCUUGGACAGUAAAGCACCAAAACCAGAAGACAUUGAUGAGGAGGAUGAUGAUGUUCCAGAUCUUGUAGAAAAUUUUGAUGAGGCAUCAAAGAACGAAGCUAACUAAAAGUUUGGUUUUUGGAAGCUGGCAUGGACUAGAUUUAACAAAUCAGCUAUGUGGUUCCAAAGUUUUACAGACACAGAGAACAUCACCUGUUACUAGUUCAGUAAUAUAAAUAUUUUGUAUAUUAAUAAUGCUGUUUGUUCAGCAUUUUUCGGUCAUUUGAUUUUGCAUUUUGCACUUCCUCCCAGGAUAUUUUUUUGGUCAAAAUAUGAAGUAUUGGUGCAGUUUGAGGGUGUUUUGUUUUUUGAUUCCUGGUUUUUUUGUUUUUUGUUUGGGGUAUUUUUGGUGUAUGUAUGUUUAUGUAUGUGUGUGGGUAUGUGUGUAUACAGUAGAGAGCAAAUUGGAAAACAGUUCUAUUUAUCCUCCUCCCUCCCCAGUAGAAAUAAAAAAAAAAUCUUUACAUUUGUUACUUUUCUUUUCCCCCAUAAGGCAUAGAAUUAAUGGGAAGUGAGUGUCUUGGAUUUCAGAUCUGAAGAGAUUUUUACCAUUAGUGGUUUGUUUUUAAUUUGCUUGAUUAACUAUCAUAUUUUUCAUACACUUCUCUGGGUUUAAAAUGUCUUGGAGGUAUUUUGCCACUGGCUUCAUGCUGGAGUAAUGGGUAACAUAUCUUUGGUAUGGUUAUUUUAGAUUCACUUAACUAGUCAGACCCAGAAGAACUUCUUUUACUAGCUUGCUUCCUAAAUGCCUUUUUUCCUCUCCUUUUGGUCUCCAAAUGGCCUGGUCAGCUUUUGGUAAUAUUCUUCCUCAUCUUCCACCUAGCUUGAGAAGGAUGUUCUCCAUAUAGAGUUAAGCGAGUGCCUAAUCCCUCCUUUUGUAAGAUUUUGUUCCCUCAUCUUGAGGAACAACAACUUCAUCUUCAACUUUUUAUUUCUCCCCCAAUUUUACAGUUCGGUAGAUUUCAAACUGGAAUAGCUAGCAUGUGCUUGCUAAAUAAUUUUAUGCCAGCCUUAUCCUGUAUCCUAGCUGUUCUUAAUAGCAGGUACAAAAAUGCCUCUUUUUCAGCAAGGUUGAAAUUGGGAAUGUCCUUUUGCAUCAGAAGAAAAUAGGCCAUAGACUCAUCCCCCAGCACAAAUGGGCAUUCUGUGAAAUGGUACUGGCCCUAGGAGGAUUUCCUCAACCACUCUCCUACUCUUGGCCUUGAACCUACCUCUGGGUUGGAUCUUACUAUUGUAGCUGCUCACUAUACCCUCCUGCAUGCUUAGAAUAAUGCUUUGGGGGGAGCACUGGUAAAACACAGUAUUUAUUUUUUUACCUCCUUUAAGAGGACUUGGAGGUAAGUUGCAUUCAUUCACUCAAGUUUCACUCUUGCUGUCUAAUAGAAGCUUACGUUUUGCUAUAUCAGCAUUUGUUACAGCCAAUAUUUAAGGAUAAAAUUUAGAAAAUAUAUCAUUUCCUGGCCCAUCAUCAAACUAAUACAGCUUAACCUUGCAGCUACCAACUUUUGUGUCAAGCUGGGUAUCUUUAUUUGAUAUCUAAGGUGCAAGACCAACAAUAUAUUAAGAGAUCUAUAGACAUGAAGGCAAAGCUCUUGUAUUUUUUUCAUCCAAACACCUCAAUUUAUUUUAUAAAUUUGUUCAUUUUUCCUGUUAUGUUUUAUAUAAUAUAUGGACUAAACAAAAUAAAAUAACAGUACAAAAGAGGAGA